Molecule: messenger RNA, 1521 nt
Organism: Alternaria alternata
Lineage: Eukaryota; Fungi; Ascomycota; Dothideomycetes; Pleosporales; Pleosporaceae
Product: S-adenosyl-L-methionine-dependent methyltransferase
Exons: 8
Coding region: 89-1237 (382 amino acids)
Molecular function (GO): methyltransferase activity
Source: RefSeq, a predicted model, not a curated record
ACAUCAGCCAUUCCGCUGGGUUUCGCCUCCUCCUCGACACGACUCGGGGCGUGUUCUGUAGCGCAUCGUAGCGCACCAGCAACCCAUCAUGACUACCUCGACCUCGGAUCCGGUGCCCAAGGACAAGCUGCGGCCGCUGUCCAGUGCCACCAAUCUCACCGACUUCACACACUCGACUGUCGAGCCUGAGUCGGAACUGGCCUCGGAUGGAGAAUAUGAUGACCUCGAAGUACAAAGCCUCUCGCCGAGCAUGUACGAGAACGAGAAGAAGUACGGUCGCACCUACCACAGCUUUCACGCCGGAGCCUACCCAUUCCCAAAUGACGAGCCAGAGAUAUACCGCUUGGACUGGCAACAUGCCAUUAUUAAAUGUCUUCUGCACAGACGGAACUACUUCGCACCGCUCAAGCCAAAGAAGCCAAAGAGAAUGUUGGACAUUGGCUGUGGCACCGGAAUCUGGUGUUUUGAGAUGGCUGCCGAAUUCCCAAACUGCCGGGUUGAAGGCAUUGACUUGACACCGAUCCAGCGAAAAAUAUCCUACACAAACAUCGAUUUCUACAUGGAAGACAUCCUCAGCCCAACAUGGUGGUAUCCCAAAGAAGAACCUUAUAUAUACGACUACAUCCACACACGCAUGUCCCUCGGCAUCUUCAACGACUUUCGAGAAAUUAUACAGAAGAGUUAUAACAACCUGAGACCUGGCGGGUGGAUGGAAUCUCAGGAAUGGUUUUCAAAGCUCCAAUGUGCCGACGACAUGCCCGAAGACUAUCCGCUCAAAGAGUGGUCAGAAUUAGCAGACAAGGCAGCACACAAACUCGGUCGACCAUUACGCAUCGCAGACAAGCUGAAGAGGUGGUACAAAGAAGCUGGUUUCGUCGAUGUACAUGAGGAGGUUUUUGCUAUCCCCGCCAAUCAAUGGCCAAAAAGCGAUCGCGAGAAAAUGCUUGGCAAGUAUUGUAGCUGGAAUUUGAUGUUGGGUUUGCAAGGAUGGUCGCUUGAAUACUUUGUCACUGGCUUGGGCUGGACACCAGCCGAAGUCGAGGUCUAUCUCGCGCAUGUGAGGAACUCGAUUGUUGACGAGAACGUACAUGCCUAUUACAAUUUCUACGUAGUAUGGGGUCGUAAGCCUUUCGACGACGAACCUGGCAGCACUACACCAAAACCGCACCACUGGCCACAGCCUCCUGGCGAUGACGACUCCAUCCGUUGGUCGAUGAGAGAGUCCGAAGAUGCGUAAUCAGCAGAACGAGGUUUGGCGUUUAGAGACAUGGGAUUCACGGGAGUCAUGGCGUAUUUGCUCCCGCACACACUGAGGAGGUAAUCUCUAUUCAUUUCCAUCUUGCAUAUCAUUGAUGGCGGCUUUUGUCAAACGAAAAGCUUUCGGCAUGUAUUUGAAGCGUUGGUUUACGGGUCAGACUGCGCUCUACGAUGUAUGAGGUUGGUAGUUAUUGGAUGCAAGGCGUAUCGUAUCAGUCACAUGCAGGCAUUAAUCAUUACAAAGCUGUCACACUACAAGUACAC